UCAGUUGAAGAAUAAAAUUAAGAAAAAAAUAUAAAACAAGAAAAAGAUGCAUCUUCUUAUUGCAUGGAUAUUUCUUACGUUUUUUGUGUUUUUUUCAUGUUUAUUAAUAAUGAAGCGCUUUUGCAAGUUACAUAUGCCUUUCAAAUUGUUUAAGGAAAAAAAAUCAUAUUUUCAAGUAGAUUCUUCUUUUCAAGCAGACCUGGAGGAAGGAUUUUCAUCAAAUACGUUUGAUCUUUAUCAGAAUAUUGAAAAUGAAGAUAGUAGGGCAGGUCUUGAUAAUUUGGGAAAAGAAGAAAUUUAUCAUAUUAUGAAUAAGUAUAAAUGUGGAUUCGAUGAUGCUAGAGUCAUAUCUAAUAAAGAACGUAUGAAAUACAAUUCAAUUGAUCCUCAAACAGGAAAACCUACAGAUCCAAGGGCAGUUUUUUUUUCAUAA
Pneumocystis murina B123 is the source of this 433-nucleotide messenger RNA. RefSeq lists its product as hypothetical. NCBI's taxonomy places the organism in Eukaryota, Fungi, Ascomycota, Pneumocystomycetes, Pneumocystales, Pneumocystaceae. Bases 47 to 433 code for a protein of 128 amino acids. The record is from RefSeq and is a predicted model, not a curated record. The transcript is spliced from 2 exons.